CCUCAGGGCUGCAGAACACACGGUCACUGAUUUAUAAAAACACCAUCAAAACUCAGAACUUCACUGCUACCCGGCAAUAUAGAUUGUGGAGAAACAAUGAACGCCAUCCAGGUGAUUUCCCUCACUCUGCUGUUCAUUCUGGCGGCCAGCGCUCAGGUCAUCAUGCCAGGAAGAUGCCCUAAGCCUGCUGUUCAGGAGAACUUUGAUGCUGCCAGGUAUCUUGGUAUGUGGUAUGAUAUCCAGAGACUGCCAAAUGCCUUCCAGAAAGGCGAGUGCUGCACUGCCACCUACAGCCUGAAGAGCCCUGGAGUGGUUGGUGUCCUCAACAGGGAGCUGCUUGCUGAUGGGACCAUUAACUCCAUCAGUGGCUCUGCCAUGGCUAAGGACCCCUCUGAGCCUGCCAAGCUGCUUGUCUCCUUCUUUGAGAACACUCCCGGUGCCCCUUACUGGGUACUGUCCACCGACUACGACAACUACUCUCUGGUCUACAGCUGCACUGACCUUGGUGUGCUGCAUGUGGAGUUUGCCUGGAUCAUGAGCAGGCAGCCCACCCUGCCUGAGGAGACCAUCGAGGAGCUGCACAGCACCCUGUCCUCCAUUGGAGUCAGAGUGGACAAGCUGCUCACCACUGACCAGGAUGCAGCUUACUGCAGCGCCAUGAACCAGUUAACAGUCUGAGAUAGACCUGAUUCAGUACAGGCCUACAGACUGCUGUGUGGUGCUUGUACUCUCACUGGUGUACAUCUCACUGAAUGCCUCAUGCAAAGUUAAUGCAAUAAACUUAUUUAAACAGUA
Molecule: messenger RNA, 795 nt
Organism: Siniperca chuatsi (mandarin fish)
Lineage: Eukaryota; Metazoa; Chordata; Actinopteri; Centrarchiformes; Sinipercidae
Gene: apoda.2
Product: apolipoprotein Da, duplicate 2
Exons: 5
Coding region: 97-678 (193 amino acids)
Biological process (GO): tissue regeneration; brain development; lipid transport
Molecular function (GO): lipid binding
Source: RefSeq, a predicted model, not a curated record